Messenger RNA from Cherax quadricarinatus, 804 nucleotides. Lineage: Eukaryota; Metazoa; Arthropoda; Malacostraca; Decapoda; Parastacidae. The record is from RefSeq and is a predicted model, not a curated record.
UAUUUACAAAUAUAUAUGAUAUUCCCAGAUUUUGAAAACACCAAAGAUGAAAUCAAAAGCUUACUUGAGGUAUAUGAAGAGAAUCUGACAGCUUACAAAGCUGAAGCUGAUAACAUCACCUCCAGCUUAACUACGAGGCUGGACGACCUGAAAAAUGGAUUCGAAGCAAAGCUGAAUGUGCAACAGGAACUGCAAACUUUACAACAAGAGGAGAUUACCGAGAGCAACUCGGAAGUCGCCUCAAUCACUGCACAAGUCAGUUCCCUCAAGACAGAUAUUGGCUCCAUUAGCACAAAAGUCGACUCUCUUAGUACACAAGUCAACUCUCUAAGUACACAAGUCAACUCUCUUAGUACACAGGUCGGCGACCUUAACACACGAGUCAACUCUCUCAACACAAAGGUCAAUUCCUUCUCCACACAGAUAAGUUCCCUCACCACCAAAGUCAGUUCCAUCAGCACAAGAGUAGACUCCUUUCCCUCACAGAUCGCUGACUUGGAAAGGAAGACCAAGGUGAACAGUUUAUUGAGUCAACACACUGUCUGGCACACUUCAACACUGACUUGCAGUGGUAACCAAGAACUCACCAGUAACAGCGGCGCCAUAACAGUAGUUAACAGUGGCAAUUACGUUGAUAAUGUUGAAUGUUCUUGGAAGAUAACACUGCCAGAGGGGAAGAAGAUAUUAUUAAAAUGGAGUCACUUUGAGCUGGAAUACAACAUGACUGUGCUUACGACUACGUAAUGAUCCAGGACCUCAAAAGGUCUGGUCAACUAGUAUAUGGGUAAGUUUUACCAUAAUUUU